GAGUACGUUUGUUAUGUCGUGUCCAAUCCGCGGUGAACACAAUAAACGGGCAGCGAAUAGAAAGCGUCUGCUGCUUAGUGGACUGCUCACACGUCCAAUGGCCCAAGUGAGUAGCAGUCAAUCUGUGGUGCGGCGGUGGUGAACACACUGGAUGGGACAGGAGGACAGCUCUACAUGGGGGACGCAGGCGAUAGCGGCUGGUACCACAGCUCCUACUACACCCCGCGGGGACAGAGCCUUUCCACAGGAGAUUUCCGUAGCGCUUCAGGACGCGUCGGUGGUGGGGAUUGACUUGAUGAAAUAACUAAGCUCGAGUAUGAACAUUUCUUUGAGAUAACCAGAAUAUUUCAGUUGGAGCACGGGGAGAUUUCCAUAGUCGGAGAGAAGGAGAGGUGGAGAGAGAGGGCCAUGCACAAACACCCAGCCGCGUUGUAAUCGCCGUUAUCUCGGUGUCAGUGUGUUUUCAGUGCCCCCUCCUCCUCUGAGCAUGGUCUGACUAAAUCACCUCUCUGGAUGAUUUGAUGGGGCUGCUCAGAGUCAUGAUGCCGCCCAAGUUGCAGCUGCUGGCGCUGCUGGCAUUCGCAGUGGCCAUGUUCUUCCUGGAGAACCAGAUCCAGAAGCUGGAAGAGUCUCGGGGAAAGCUCGAGCGAGCCAUCGCCAGACACGAGGUGCGAGAGAUCGAGCAGCGACACACGCAGGACAGCCUGCGAGAGCGGGACUGGUCGGCUUCAUCGCCGUCUGACAACGAAGACGACUUGGUCAUCAUCUACAACCGUGUGCCCAAGACGGCCAGCACGUCUUUCACCAACAUCGCCUACGACCUGUGCGGGAAGAACCACUACCAUGUGCUGCACAUAAACACGACUAAGAACAACCCAGUCAUGUCCAUUCAGGACCAGGUGCGGUUUGUUAAGAAUGUGACUGAAUGGAAGGAAAUGAAACCAGCCUUCUACCAUGGACACGUCUCCUUCCUGGAAUUCACCAGGUUUGGGGUGAAGAGGAAACCCAUCUACAUAAAUGUGAUCCGGGAUCCUAUAGAAAGGCUGGUGUCCUAUUAUUACUUUUUACGCUUUGGGGAUGACUACCGACCCGGCCUGAGACGUAGGAAACAAGGAGACAAGAAGACAUUUGACGAGUGCGUAUCAGCCGUUGGCUCCGACUGUGCUCCUGAGAAGCUUUGGCUCCAGAUUCCCUUUUUCUGUGGUCACUAUUCUGAAUGCUGGAAUGUGGGCAGCCAAUGGGCUCUGGAGCAGGCGAAGUACAACCUGGUGAAUGAGUACAUGCUGGUCGGUGUAACAGAGGAGCUGGAGGACUUUGUGAUGAUGCUGGAGGCUGCACUGCCACGAUUCUUCAGAGGAGCCACAGAGUUGUACAAAACAGGGAAGAAAUCCCACCUGAGGAAGACCAGCGAGAAAAAGCCGCCCACAAAGGAGUCAAUCGCCAAGCUGCAGCAGUCGUCCAUCUGGAAGAUGGAGAACGACUUCUAUGAGUUUGCACUGGAGCAGUUCCAAUUUGUCAGGGCUCAUGCUGUCAGAGAAAAGGACGGGGAACUCUACGUGCUGGCACAAAACUUCUUCUAUGAAAAAAUCUACCCCAAAAACUAAGGAGACAUAUGUCAAUAGAAGCGUUUUAGAUGAAGACGGACACUUUAUACAAGCUUAGAUGAGUGGGCUGAGACUGAGGAAAGUGGAAUAGACCACCAUUGACUGCGUGGCUGGUGGACAUAAUGUCGAGCUGUAAGAACAUGUCUGCCUGUGACGCAACGAUCAGACCGCUCACAUUUGUGCCAGCAAACUGGAUUAGUAGACUGCAUUCGAAGAAGCUCCCGGAGCUCCAGUCCCUUUCACUUCAACGUCGGCAGUCAGUCUGCGCAGAGUGAGCCUCUGCUGGCAAGUGGUCAGUGACGUCCAACCCCAAAAGCUGAUCAGAUGUGACUCUGGUUGGCUUCAGUAUUCUGUGAUCCUGAUAAGACGUUUUCAUUGGCUCUGUACUGUUUGGUUGUGUUUGGUUGUAUUUGAACUCUUACGUAUGGUUUUGUAAAGACAGUGACAUUUUCAAGGCAAACAUCCCCUCACCACCACUACCACCACCACCACUAACUUUUGACAUUCUAAGUGUAAGAAACUGACUACUGUGCUGUAAUAUUGGACUUGGAAUUGGACGUUUUGAGGUUUUUAUGAAAUAAAAAGUCCUGUGACCAGGGACUACUUAAUUGGGCAAUUGUGUAUGUUUUGUAUUGUAUUUGAUGGGUUUUGUUAGAUGACUCUUGUUAAUGUGCAGCUUUGCCCUGGGCCUUUUCAAGGGGAAUGUAGGAAGCUUUUACACACAUUGUCAAACUGUGUCAGAACACUAAUGUGAAGAUGCUGCUGCUGUAAAUAUUAACAUUAACCGUUUUAUUCUGUUAACAAUUGGGCAUUGAUAUGUUUGUAAAUUUAAUUUCACUUUUUUAUGUUAUCUUUUUCAUUUAAAUGCAAGUUUGCCCACGAUAUAUGGGCAACCUUGUAUUAAGCAUUAGUUAAAUUGGGAAUGUAUUCACUUUCUUACCAAGAAUAAGUAAGAUACAAAGAUCUCACAUCAGUUUGUUCAAUAUAAGAGAAGGGUAAACUAUCGGCAGCAUGUUAUUGUUUUGUUGUUUGUAAUGAAAGAGAGAGAAUCCAUCAAUUGUCCCAAAUGUCAAACUAUUCUUUUCAGUCUUUAAAUGUUUUUUGUUUUAGCAUCUGUCUACAUAAACAUUGAUGGGGAAGUUGGCAAUAACUUUGCUCAUUUGCUUACUAUCUUUUCAUCUCAAUUUUUCUUUAAGGUUUGCUUGAUUUCUUGGUAUUUUGGGCCUUUUUUUGGUAGGUCAAAUUGCUUGUUUCCCAUCAUGGUAAAUUAAUUUUUGACAAUGGGCACAGUCUCAUGUUGAAUGGUGUGAAUGCAAAGUAAUCUGGAACAGCCACAUUUAAUCUUGGAUCAUGGAUGUACGUUAACACCAUUUUCAAGUCCCUUCAAUGACUAAGGAAUUGAUGCUAGUUUUCAUCCAAGGACAUUCUGUAAUUUACCUCUCAGUCUCUGUGUGCCUUCUCUACGCCCAGUUCUGCUUAUUUUGUCAUUUGGAACAGUAAAAAAAACAUGGCUGC
Molecule: messenger RNA, 3119 nt
Organism: Solea solea (common sole)
Lineage: Eukaryota; Metazoa; Chordata; Actinopteri; Pleuronectiformes; Soleidae
Gene: hs2st1a
Product: heparan sulfate 2-O-sulfotransferase 1a
Exons: 7
Coding region: 522-1604 (360 amino acids)
Cellular component (GO): membrane
Molecular function (GO): heparan sulfate 2-sulfotransferase activity
Source: RefSeq, a predicted model, not a curated record